This is a messenger RNA of Acanthopagrus latus (yellowfin seabream), 2384 nucleotides long. Its product is annotated as immunoglobulin lambda-1 light chain-like. The coding region runs from base 15 to 917 and encodes 300 amino acids. The transcript is spliced from 5 exons. The record is from RefSeq and is a predicted model, not a curated record. Lineage: Eukaryota; Metazoa; Chordata; Actinopteri; Spariformes; Sparidae.
CACCACUGCACAAAAUGCUUUUCCUCCCAGCUGCUGCUCUGUGCUGUCUGUGUUCAGCGCUGGUUGCCAUGGCAGCACAGCUGACCCAGGACCAGUUAUCAGUGACCAGGAGAGUUGGUGAAAACAUCAUCCUGAGCUGUGGAGGAGCUGAGCCGUGUGAUAAAAAACAGGUGUACUGGUACCAGCAGACAGAAACAGAACCGCUCAGAGUGAUUCUACGUAUCGAUCUGAAUGAUGGGAAAGUUAAUAAUCGCUACAGUCAUCCUCAGCAAGGUGAUUUCUCAGCCUCGAGGAAGCGGGACGGCUGUGAGAUGACGAUCACGGGUAUCAAACAAGUCCAUUCAGCCACCUACUACUGCGUCUGUUGGCAAACUGCAGCCCACAGAUCCACUGACAACAGAUACCUCAUCUUUGGCUCUGGGACGAAACUGUAUGUAACAGAUGAGCAGGUAGUGAAGCCCAUGGUGAGCGUGUACCCAGCAGCAUCCAGAGCCCACCUGGAGGGGAGGAGCUCCCUGCUGUGUGUGGCCUCAGCCAUGUUUCCUCCUCUGGUCCGCUUCUCCUGGAAAAGACGAAAGGAGAAUCAGGAGCAGUGGCUCCCUGCUGAGGGAGAGCAGCUGGAGCUCAGAGAGUCAGGACGCACCGCCGCCAUCUUGCUAGUUGACAGGGACGCUCGCCACACGUAUAAAUACCGCUGCUCGGUCCAGCACGAGGGGGGCAGAGACGAGGUCCAAACAGAACAAGAGGUUCCGGCAGCUCUUCCACCAGCACCUCCACCAGUACCUUCCGGGCCGUCUCAGCACCGGGUGAAGCUGCUCUGUGUGCUCUACACAGUGCUGAUAGUGAAGAGUCUGGUGUACUGCUGUGGACUCUCUCUGCUGAGCAUCUUCACAAAGAAGAAACCGUCCAGCGACUGAAGAUGAAGUCCAGAGCCGGUCCCUGUAGUCCAGAAUGUGAGAAGCCCAUUCUCACGUCAUCGUCUUCCUCUUCUCAGUACCUGUUAGCAAAACUCAUUCAGCGGUUCUGUUGAUCCAAAAACAGCAGCAGCAUCGCUUCAGACAUUUUUAUGAGAACAUGUUGAUGACGUCAUUAUUGUGGAGCUCAGUAAUACAUCAGGUAACGUGUAACACAGUGACAUAUCUUUAUGUAAUUUGUUGUAUCAUAAUUAGAGAAACUCUGUAAAUAGAUAACAGUUAAUAGUAAAACUGACCUGUGAGGCCUCCAGAGUCAACAUGAGGAGCAUCUCAGACUCGGGUCCUGAGCCCCUUCGUUCAUUUCAGAGGGUCGUCCUGUAUUUUAUGUUUCCCACGUGAGCUUCUCCCGUUUCUGCUGUCGUUGUCUGACACUUCUGUGUGUUCUCCAUGCUAAUACAGGUUCAUUAUCUUAAACUUAUCCUGAAUAUGCUGAAAUACCUAUGUAUCAUUUCAUUUGUGUAAGUGCAGAAUUGAAGAUUUUUGAAUAAACGGAGAUCACCUCCAAACACAUCCUGGUCUGAGCUGCCACCGCUAACAGAGAGAACAACUGUUGAUGAUACAGAUCAGAUGUGUUGUGGUGAUACUGACAGGAAAAAGACUCAAAACAGCCCAAACCACAAAUAUACACUCCUCACCAUCAGUGAAGAUAGUGGGAUGAAGUCGAAGAAUAAACAACCAAGUGAAACAUUAAAAACAUCUCUGACUCAUGUUGAGGCGUGUUUAUGAUUAUGGGGAAAUGUCACUAAUACUUGUGUGAUGCUUAAAAAGUCUCUUCGGGGGGGAAUGAGACUGAAACAUACAAGUGAAGUGGAACUUGGUGAAGCUGAACAGAACGGCUCAGAUAUGAAGGUCCAGUUCAGACGAACAGAAGAAACGUGCAGGCGACCGAGUGGAGCGCUGACUUUUGAUCGUCUCUCAGCUCGGAUGUGGAACGCUCACAAUUUCCCUCAACAAGAAAAAAGACUCACUGACAUAGAGUUCAGGAGGAAACACAACUCUGGUAUGAAACGAUCUCAACAUUGAUGUUUGUCAGUGAUCUCAGGAGAACUUCAUUCUGAAUCCACAAAUGAGAUCUGAUCAGAAGAUAACAGGCUGACUGAGAGCUGCCACCACACCUGUCACUCGUUUUAUAACAUGAAGCUGAGUUUAGACACAAUAUUUAAUAUUUCUGUUCAUGUUUUCAGCUUCACCUCCUGUUUUUCAUCCAAAUGAUGAACUUUGCUUUUUGCUUCAUCUCAAUUUUAUUGACUGAUCAGAACAUUUAACUGAAUCUGUUUUUUAUCAGAAAGAACAGUCGAAUGUUUAUUCUUUGAUUCGAUGCCCAGUUUUUAUUAAAAAACAGAAACUUUUUUUGUACCUUUUCUUUUCUCGAUGAGAUCAUCUGAAUGUUGAAUCAAAUGAAUAAUUUCU